Fusarium coffeatum is the source of this 2265-nucleotide messenger RNA. RefSeq lists its product as uncharacterized. NCBI's taxonomy places the organism in Eukaryota, Fungi, Ascomycota, Sordariomycetes, Hypocreales, Nectriaceae. Bases 1 to 2265 code for a protein of 754 amino acids. Gene Ontology annotation, cellular component: endoplasmic reticulum membrane. Gene Ontology annotation, biological process: GPI anchor biosynthetic process. The transcript is spliced from 5 exons. The record is from RefSeq and is a predicted model, not a curated record.
AUGCCAAGGAUCAAGUCCAUGACAACUGGGUCUAUUCCUUCUUUUGUUGACCUCAUCUUGAAUUUCGAUGAAGCCGAUACUUCAUCAACUCUCGCAUCUCAGGACACCUGGCUAGCUCAGAUCAAGGCCAAGCAAAUGGGCAAGCUCCUGAUGUACGGGGAUGAUACUUGGCUGAAGUUAUUUCCAAACACCUUUGAUCAUGAAGAUGGAACUUCCAGUUUCUUUGUAGCGGACUUUACUGAAGUGGACAACAAUGUCACCAGAAACAUUGCUCCUGAGCUGGAGAACAACGACUGGGGACUCAUGGUCCUCCACUACCUUGGCCUGGAUCAUAUCGGACAUAAGGCCGGACCCAAAAGCUCGAAUAUGGUUCCAAAACAGCAAGAGAUGGACGGCAUCGUCCAGACUCUUUUUGAAGCUAUGGAGACCAAGCCGCAUUUGGAUUCAACCCUGCUUGUUCUAUGUGGUGAUCACGGAAUGAACGAUGCUGGGAACCAUGGUGCUUCUUCACCUGGCGAAACAUCGCCCGCUCUGGUUUUCAUGUCUCCUAAACUCAAGUCGAUCUCCUCGAAGCUCCCUGCACCAGCUCAGCCAAAGGAUGAAUUUGACUACUACUCUAUGGUUGAGCAAUCUGACUUGGCACCGACUAUCGCUGCUUUGCUAGGUUUCCCUGUAUCAAAGAACAACCUCGGAGCUUUCAUUCCUGACUUCCUCCCCUUCUGGCACAAGACUAGUGACCAGGUCCAGAUCCUCGUCCGCAACGCUCGACAAAUUCUCAACAUUGUUACGGCUGCAUUUGGUGGCGAGCUCUUCGAUUCAAAGAGCAACGUUGACCCAUGUUCUCUGGAGAAGACUGAAAUCAACGAGCUGGCUUGCCAAUGGCGGAAGAUUGACAGAGAGGCUCACGUUCUUGCAACCGGCGACAGUUUAGACCAGAAAUGGCUUGACGAAACGUCUCAGUGGCUUCGACGGGCUCAAGAUUUGAUGAGUAGCAUGGCUUCCAACUACGAUAUGCCAAAGUUGUAUAUUGGUCAAGCGAUUGCUGCCAUUGCUGCAAUCGCAAGCGCAACGGUAGUCGUUAGUCUUGGGGCUCACCGCGAUGGCCAAAUUCUCCCUUUUAGUCUCCUGACCUUAGCUUACGGCGCGAUGAUGUACGCCAGUAGUUAUGUCGAGGAGGAACAGCAUUUCUGGUAUUGGUGCUCAAGCAUCUGGCUUUUACUCCAGGGCGUGCUACAUGUCCGAAGAAAGAACAGUCUGGAAGAGGCUGCUUGGGUCAUCGUCGCCCUCGCGGCGUUAAGAAUUACCAGAGGCUGGAAUCAAACCGGACAGAAGUUCGCGGGAAACCCUGACAUUGUCAAAAGCUUCAUCGUCACGCACCCGCAAUUUCUUUGGGGCAUCAUCACUUUCGGAUACAUGAUCUUGUCGUUCCGACUGCUCGCUCGUCUCAAAAGUCUCCCCUCCUUGGCGAGCACGAGUAUCACUUCAGUUCUGCUCAUGUCGGCUUAUAGCUUCAAGCUUGACUUCACUAGUGAAGAUGCUCCUGAGCUUGUUGUUGGCUUCGCCAGGAGCUUGAACGAUCUAUUCGUAGGCCAGUCGUUGCUUUGGAGAGCCAGAACCGCUUUCAUACUCCUUGGUAUCCUGUUUGGAUAUGGCAUCUACCGAUCGUUCACCGGUGGCCGGAACGGACAGAUGCAAUCAGCAUACCUCUUCCACCAUCUUUAUACUAUUUUUGGCAUGACCCAAUCUCGUGCUACCAACAUCCCUCUCUUCCUCCUCUCUGACAUUCUCUUCCAUGCACUCCAAGCCACGGACCUCUCUGUGACUGGAAUCACCAUAACAGCUAUUCUCCUUCAGUACACCACUUUCUUUGCCUUUGGCGGCUCAAACGCCAUCUCCUCAGUCGAUCUUUCAAGUGCCUAUAAUGGCAUCAGUGGCUUUAACUUCUUUGCUGUUGGCUUCCUCACUCUCGUCAGCAACUGGGCCGGGCCUAUCUUUUGGACCUCGGCUGCUAAUUUACUCUUACUUCGCAAGUAUCACGAGGGCCAGCGCAAUGCGUUCUUGCAGUAUAUUACCCUACAAACUGUGUUUGUCUCGGCAUCAGUUGCAUUGGUUAUGGCAGCUUGCACUUCGCUAAGAACGCAUCUUUUUAUCUGGACUGUUUUCUCGCCCAAGUACCUUUACUGCAUGGCCUGGAGUUUAGGUCAACACUUGCUGAUCAAUAUCGGUUUUGGCGGUUUGCUCUUCUGGCUAGGGUCACGCAACUAA